Diaporthe amygdali is the source of this 1932-nucleotide messenger RNA. RefSeq lists its product as uncharacterized. Bases 1 to 1932 code for a protein of 643 amino acids. Lineage: Eukaryota; Fungi; Ascomycota; Sordariomycetes; Diaporthales; Diaporthaceae. The transcript is spliced from 6 exons. Gene Ontology annotation, molecular function: ubiquitin protein ligase binding. Gene Ontology annotation, cellular component: cytoplasm. Gene Ontology annotation, biological process: proteasome-mediated ubiquitin-dependent protein catabolic process; regulation of proteolysis. The record is from RefSeq and is a predicted model, not a curated record.
AUGCUCUUUUCAGGGGACCAAGUCCCGUCCACUCGGGUACCUGAGAUCCCUCCCGCGCCUGGAUCCGGCAUGACUCCGAUAUCCGAAGCUUUGACAGUCAUCAUCACCACCUCGCCCACGCCUUCUGCCCCGUCCACCGAGUUGCUGGACACUAUCCUGGCCUCAUUCCAUGAGCACUGCCCCGUAUUGCUGGACUGUAAUGUUGUUGUUGUCUUGGACACCUAUGACAGGAUUGAGCCGGCAAAUCGGUUGAAGAAGGGGUUUGUGACAGCGGAAGGCGCCCAGAAUUUCCCAGCGUACAAGGACAAUGUAAAGACGCUUGUGCUGCGGGAGUUUGCUGGGAUUGAAGCAUCGGAGAAGCUUAUUCUGGUUGAAGAGGAUGGCCAGGCGGAGUAUGGCUCGCCGUGUAUACCGACCAAUUCCACGGCUUUGAAGAUUCGAAAGACCGAAGACCAGCGUGUCAUCUUUAUCGAGCCAUCGGAGCGCAUUGGCUUCGGGCUGGCAGUCCGCUCGGCGCUGAGACUAGUCGAGACUCCGUAUGUGUGGGUGCAGCAACAUGACUGGAACUUGAUCGUCAGCAUCCCAAUCCAAUCGAUUGUAGACGUCAUGGCAGCAAGUGACUCCAGUGAGGAAGCUCCAGUAAAAUACGUGUGUCUGCCUUCUCCCAGAAUGCUGGGUUAUGCAGACUCUGGGCAUGUCAAACCGUUUGCGAGCCUAAGGGAGUCAACUAUGACUUUAAAGCGAGACUUCUCAGUGGCGUCGAGCCCGCACACCAUCUCGCUGACGCCACUUUUCUUUUGGCACGACAAGACUCACGUCGCUUCAACCCAGCACUAUCUCAAUCGCGUUUUUCCGUCUCGCCUGGCGAUGACGAGAGGGGCAUUCAUCGAGGACCACAUUGGACAGCGAGCAAGGAAUCAGAUGAAAGAAGGCUUGUUCAAGAACGAGAAGCGGAAUCUCAUCAUCCGUCUUCACCUUGCGACAACUCAUUUCCCCUUGACAACACCAGUUGACAACUUCACCGACAAAGUCAUCGCCAUGGCUAGCCCACAGAAGGACCUGAUCUGGUCCAGCUCAAAUGGCGUUCAGGAUCAAUAUCUCGAACUGUUCGAGAGGGGCACACUUUCUGAUGCCGUAGUACGCUGUGGCAAGCGCAUUUGGAAGGUGCAUAAAGCCAUUCUGUGCGUCAAAAGCAAGUGGUUCAUGAAAGCAUUGACCGGACCCUUCAAGGAGGCUGAGACGGGCGUCAUCAAUAUCACUGAGUUCGAGGAAAAGGAAGUCGAUUGCCUGCUACGAUACAUCUACACAGGGAAAAUCAAUGUUACCAAAACCUUUUCUAACCAGGCCGCUCUUACCGCAGCUGUCACAGUCUGGAAGAUGGGCGACUUCUUUUGUCUUGAAGAUCUUCGCAAGGUCGCUAUUGAAGGUUUCAACGAGCUAACCCGCCAAUUGACUUUCAUGCUGUCCACCAUGAGUAUCACGGACUCUCUUGCGCGAGGGCAGGUUAGAAGCAUCGUGCAACAAGUCCAGGCACUGUACAAAGAGAGAAGUGUCGUUCAGGAAAUUGUCAAAUCCCGUCUCCUGGCCGUUUUGCUCUCCGGCAUUCAUCUCUUCGCCAACACUCUAGAAUUUCAGAUAUUGCUUCGCGAACUGCCGGAAUUCGCCUCAGACUGGGCAGUGGCACUCACAAACAGCAUGGGGUCAUUGAGCAUGCCUCAACGCCCCUUAGGCCGGUGCGACAAGUGCAAUGGGCGAUUGUCACUGGGCAUCGAUCGUGUCAUGUGGUUCAAACAACAACGACUCGAGGUUUUCUGUGAAAAAUGCUUUCCUGACCAAUGCCUUGAGAAUUGGAUCGACGAGGCCAUCAAACCCAGCAACACCGACGAGAGCUCCGGGGACUGGGACAAAAGUGACGAGGAGGAGAUGGUUUAG